AUAAAAAUUCUGGAUCUAAGCCUAUAUGUAUGUAAACAUCGUUGCCGAUAAAGAAUGUGUUACAGUCGAUUAAAUUCUUAGCCAUGUUUAAUAUUUUUGCUGAAAAUUUUUGAACACUGUAAAAACACUGUGCAGGACACUUGGACGGCUGCAGGCAAACUGAGGGCAGACUGAGCCAAACUGCAUUUGUAUAUAAUUCUGGUGGGCUGCUUCUUGUGGGCUAUGGCGUUUUUCAAUAAUAAUAGUUUUCGCUAAGAAAUGUGUUUGAAUAUUGAUAUUUAAUCGACAUGUCGUCAGGAUGGCGCCGACUCAUAAUGUAUAUCCUUAAACCAUCACAGAUCCAUAUUCAAUUCAUCGAUAAUCACACAAUACCUUGCAAAAACUCUACCGUCGCCACCCCGACGUUUGGCGUCGGAUUGACAAUAAGAUACACCUUAUUUAAUAAACUAAAUGACUAUAUAGAAAUUCACACGUGUCGCCAAGAUGGCGCCGACUCAUAAUGUAUAUCCUUAAACCACCUCUCACAUUCCAGCAAAAUCCAUUAAUAUUGAAAAAUGCCCCCCCCCACCUAUUAUAGAGACUCCUGACUUAAAGAGUCGGUGUCUGUUUAGUCCGUCUACUGCCCUAAACUGGUGUAUACGUAGUUUUCGUUCGCUCCGUCUUUAUAAAUUUUAGUGUUUUUUAAAGUGUGUGUUUUUAUUUUCAAAAAUAAUUUUAAUCAUGGCUGGUUCAAUUGGAAACAUGGCUAAAGUGUACAAGAAGAAUUUCACAUAUGUACCACCAACACCGCCUGCAGAGCUCAUCGACUGUAAUAAUUUCACACUAGACUUCACCGGCCGUAAGUUUUUGAAUGUAGGACUUGAUCCUACGGACGAAUUCAACACCGUAGUACAAAUUAUCACACCAUCGCGGUAUAUUAAUAUGCCAGCCGACUUUCUAAGACGUAUAUUUUCCCUGAUGGGGAAUAUAUUGUCGUUUAUUUUGGAUCAACCGCAAAAAUAUAAGCGAAAUUUAUUUCUGGAAACCGAAAUUAUUUCGCUGUCUAGUAUGGUGUAUCAAGGGGAAAAUAUGCUUGUCAUCGAAUCAAAAACACAAGCUGGAUGUCGAGUAUUGCUAAAUCGUGCAGAUUUAAUGAAAUUACAAUACAUGGAGGAGAGUAUUUUCGAAACGUUCGCACGAAAGUCAGCCAUCAUACGUCCAGUUGUACUAAGGCAAUUUGAAAUUAUUGAAAAUUAUAUAGACCGGGAAUUUACCAAUGUGCAAUCGCCACCGAAAACAGUUGACGAAAUGAUAAUUUUUAUUAAAAACCUUCAGACCGAUCAAAUCAUCAAGAAUAUCGACUUAAAUUUUGUUAGUCAGCUGAAAAUGUGUGCAGAACGGAAAUUAGCUGAACAAUGGUCUCAACGAUGGAGCGGAGGAAUGUCACCAGAGUUAAUCGUUAACCACAUUUCGCCAUUGUCGCCGAUGACAUCGUCAUCGUAUUCGCCGUCCAUGUCCAAUCACAUAAUUUUGGCUCCGAACAAAUAUUCAUCACCGUCCCCUCAAUAUACCGAUGACACCGAUGCGCAGCCGCCGCCGACCAAACCAUGGGAUAUAACGCCGCGACAAUUAUUCUCACCGUCUUUUUUCGAUGGUGAAUGUUCGCAGAUCAAUCUUACGCAGGCAACAUAUCCAGCAAGCUCCACAGUUGACGAGAACGAUGGACCAAUUAAUGUGUAUAUCAAUCAGAAUGAUGCUCCUACCAGUCUGCCAUCAUUAUCAUCAUUACCGGUGCUCAUAGACAAUCAUUCUACAGGACACGAUUCGGACGAGCACCCCCUAUGGUAUAAUAACCGUAUAAAAUCUACGGGCCCUGCUGUUGACGAAAACGACGGUCCGUCGUCUUUCAACCACUCGCCAUCUAUUCUCGACUUCACAGGUGGCAAGCCCAUGAAAAAAUCAACUAAGCGGAGCGUAAAACGUAAACUGUGAAUAAUAUUUGUGAAAUAAUGUUGUGUAAAAUAAAAACAGGCAUGAUAUUUAAAAAAAAGUUUUUUUUAUUUAUUAGAAAAUAAGGUAUAAAAAUAAGGUAUUAAUAAUAAUAAUUACAAGGUCUAAAAUUAUAAGAGUUAUAAUAUACAAGGUUUACAAUUUUCUAACAUCUCCACUAAACGGAUUGUAAGUUAUAAUCUGAUCAUGUAGUAUUAAACAAUAAGCUGCAGUCUUUUCUGGAAUAACUGUGUCCGUUUCAAAAUCUAUUCGUAGGUCUACGGUCGAUGAUUUAACG
Messenger RNA from Rhopalosiphum padi (bird cherry-oat aphid), 2266 nucleotides. RefSeq lists its product as uncharacterized. The transcript has 3 exons. The coding region runs from base 721 to 1971 and encodes 416 amino acids. Lineage: Eukaryota; Metazoa; Arthropoda; Insecta; Hemiptera; Aphididae. The record is from RefSeq and is a predicted model, not a curated record.